GCUGCAACUGAACCACCAUACGAAUUAUUGCGUAGUGGUGCUACCAAGGGUGAUGAUUAUCCAGCCCUUUCGUCUUUGCAGUCUCUAUCUACCACUACCUUGAAUGUCUCAGUCAAUGUGGGCAGCAGCAGGUGGCAUUCCAAAGCGUUGCUAGCAGGUACUUUGCAACACGAGUGAGUGGUAGUGGCACAAUGGGUACCAGUGCUACAGUACUGUACAAGCAAUAAGCACUCGAGAUGGCCGACUUGCCUGGCAACUCUGUCAUGGCUGCUCCACUUCUUUCACUGCCUCUCUGCAACUACCGCUGCCAUGGCUGCCGCUCUCGGAAAUGCUCGCUGUCGUCUGGACUGCCGCGCGCAGUGGGCCAGGUGGAAGGUGGAAGAUGGAAGAGCAGAGAACUUGAUCCCAGCAUGGCCUGGGCUGUGUAGAGCAGACUUCUGUCCCCAAGACCAGACCUCUCCCAUCCAAAGGGGGGUGCGCAUGAAUUGGGGGUGCGCAGAGGACGCAUGGCUCCCAAAACGGGUAGUCCUGCAGGCGCCGGUGGAGCUGAGAAAGACCUGCAGCCCGCGCCACACACCGUCUUCCAGCAAGUACCGGGACUUUCGACUGCUACUUGUCGUACCGUGGGCUGAGGUGCCACCAAGAGAAAAACAAGGUCCGGUCCUUGGGCUGCC
This is a messenger RNA of Trichoderma atroviride IMI 206040, 674 nucleotides long. Lineage: Eukaryota; Fungi; Ascomycota; Sordariomycetes; Hypocreales; Hypocreaceae. The record is from RefSeq and is a predicted model, not a curated record.